Peronospora matthiolae is the source of this 372-nucleotide messenger RNA. Lineage: Eukaryota; Oomycota; Peronosporomycetes; Peronosporales; Peronosporaceae. The record is from the annotation of a GenBank genome assembly.
AUGAAACUUCAUGGCGUGUUUCGAGCGACCAAACUGCCAUCUGGACAGCAUACCAUUGGCACCAAGUGGGUAUUCAAGAUCAAACGCAAGGCUGAUGGAUCCAUCGAAAAAUACAAGGCGCGUCUCGUGGAAAAAGGGUUCAAGCAGAAAUAUGGCAUCGACUACACGGAAAAGUUUUCGCCGGUAGUCAAGUACGUGACGCUGCGCAUGGUGGUUGCAAUCACGAAGUACUUCUACUGGACACUGGACCAACUGGACGUGGUGACAGCUUUCCUAUACGGAGAAAUGAAGGAAAAGGUAUUCUGCGCGAUCCCAGAAGGAGUCGAAGUUGAUGAAGACUUUGACUGGUUUGAGCUGGUCAAGGCGAUCUAA